GAUUUAUGCCACAAUUAGUGCAAGCAGUGCGAAUAACAAUGUAAAAAGUAGUCAAAUUGCCAGUACGUCAUGCAGUCUCAACAGCAACGAUGCGAAUGGCGUCUCGGAAACGGGAGAUAUUUAUGCAAAAGUAUGGAAAGGACCCAAAAAAUCCAUGGAUACACAAAAAAGUUCGGCAGCUUCGAAAUUAUCAUCAACUUCAUCAGGAAUGACCCGAAUGUGGACCUGCAUUAAAUGCUCAUACGCCUAUAAUCCGCAAUGGGUGAAACAAUGUGAUAUUUGUGAGUCAAGUCGAUCACAUAUGAGCUCCAAAGACUCAAAUAUUGAAAGUAGUGACAACGACAAGUCUCGUAUGUUGAAAUUAUUGUCACAUGGCUUCGAUGAGGUACCAACAAAAGUCCCCAUGGCAACUUUCGAGCAAGAUUUGGAAGACGAUUUUCAAUUUCUGCCAGGCGACACAAUUCCCUCCGAUUCCGAAAUCGAAUGGACAUGCAAAAAGUGUACGUUGCUAAAUAAAGGCACAUCUACCGUUUGUAUCGUUUGUGGCGGCUCGAAACUCCGCAGUAUCACGUCUGUCGAGGAUUUGACGUUGCGCAAAGGCGAAUUUUGGUCCUGCUCAAAGUGCACGUUGAAAAAUUCCCUCGGGAGUAGUGCGUGUAGUGCUUGCAAGGCAACACGACAAUCAUCAUCCGCCCAGCCAAAUAAUGUCGCAGCAGCAUCAACGACAAGUGCAUCGUCAAUAGCAUCAACGACAACGACAUCAGCUGUGACGUCAAACAUGAAAAAUUCAUCAUCUCAGGCUUGUAUUUCGGCAAAUUCAGGAAAACAUAAUGUGGUUGGGAGCGGAAGUAAUAAUCUGAUGCCGCCCGCAAAUCGGGGCGUUUCACGAAGUCCGUCACGGAAUGAUCGGAUAUCGGCAUCAGGAGCAAUACCGAAGCGUCACAGUACCGGAGCAAUGCUUUCAUCAUCUUCACGAAACAUCAUCGCCAGCGGACCAACGAAGCAAACCGCCUCCAAAACAUGGCAAUGUCCCGCUUGCACAUUCGAAAAUUCCUCGGCAUCCGUUGUCUGCGAAAUUUGUUCGAGUCACCGCAAGCUGAACGUCACAACGGAAACGAGUUUUUCGGGCGGUCCCAUGGGUGCUCUCGACAACGUCGUCGACAUGAGUCGCCACGAAAGCAAAUUGAUGGAAAAUCUCCGUCAAAUGGAGGAAUCCGAUGCGCUGAGUAAAUGGGAGAACAUCAUUCAGUAUUGCAAGGAAAAUAAUGAACUUUUUGUGGAUGACUCGUUUCCGCCUGCUGCCAAAAGUCUGUAUUACAAUCCGAAUGCCAAUGUCGAUGUGAAUCCGGUUGUGCAAUGGCGACGUCCGCACGAGAUAAAUUGUGAUGGCGGAUCGUUCCCGCCAUGGGCAGUCUUUCGAACGCCACUUCCAUCGGAUAUUUGUCAAGGAGUUCUCGGGAAUUGUUGGCUUUUGAGUGCUUUAGCGGUGUUGGCAGAACGCGAGGAUCUCGUAAAGGAAGUUCUCGUGACGAAAGAUAUGUGUCCGCAAGGUGCUUAUCAAGUGCGUUUGUGCAAAGAUGGCAAAUGGACGACAGUUCUGGUCGAUGAUUUGCUUCCAUGCGACAAACGGGGACAUCUUGUGUACUCCCAAGCGAAGCGGAAACAACUUUGGGUGCCCCUAAUCGAAAAAGCCGUCGCUAAAAUCCACGGAUGUUACGAAGCGCUUGUUUCGGGACGCGCAAUUGAAGGAUUGGCAACACUUACGGGAGCUCCGUGCGAAAGUAUUCCGCUUCAACCGAGUUCUAUCCCGAUGCCGAGCGAAGAUGAGCUCGACAAAGAUCUCAUUUGGGCCCAAUUGCUCAGUAGUCGUUUGGUGAAAUUCCUCAUGGGUGCAAGUUGCGGCGGCGGAAACAUGAAAGUUGACGAGGAGGAGUACCAAAGUAAGGGAUUGAGACCGCGACAUGCGUAUUCAGUAUUAGAUGUUCGUGAUAUCCAAGGACAACGACUUUUAAAGCUGCGAAAUCCUUGGGGACAUUAUUCGUGGCGCGGCGAUUGGUCUGACGACAGCGAUUUAUGGACUGAUGACUUGCGAGAUGCACUUAUGCCUCAUGGCGCUUCGGAAGGAGUCUUCUGGAUAUCCUUUGAAGAUGUCCUCAAGUACUUUGACUGCAUCGACAUUUGCAAAGUUCGUUCGGGAUGGAAUGAAGUUCGACUUUUGGGAACGUUGCAACCACUUUGUACACUUUCUUGCGUACUUUUAACUGUUUUAGAACCAACAGAAGCAGAAUUUACCUUAUUCCAAGAGGGUCAAAGAAAUUCGGAAAAAUCCCAAAGAUCGCAACUGGACUUGUGUGUUGUCGUUUUUAGAACUCGAAAUCCUGCAAAUCCUGAAGUUGGUAGAUUAGUCGAACACAGUAAACGUCAAGUUCGUGGCUUUGUUGGAUGUCAUAAAAUGCUUGAACGUGAUUUAUAUUUACUUGUUUGUCUUGCAUUCAAUCAUUGGCAUACCGGAAUCGAAGAUCCCUCGUUGUAUCCGCAAUGCGUAUUAGCCAUUCACAGUUCAAAGAAGUUACUUGUCGAGCAAAUCACACCGCCAUCUUACUUAUUAGCAGAUGCCAUCAUCAGUCUUACACUCACCAAAGGGCAGCGUCAUGAGGGGCGUGAAGGAAUGACGGCGUAUUACUUAACAAAGGGUUGGGCUGGAUUAGUUGUAAUGGUCGAAAAUCGCCACGAAAACAAAUGGAUUCACGUCAAAUGUGAUUGUCAGGAAAGUUACAACGUCGUUUCGACACGCGGCGAGUUAAAAACCGUCGAUUCCGUGCCGCCGUUACAGCGACAAGUCAUUAUUGUGCUGACCCAACUCGAGGGAAGCGGCGGAUUUAGUAUCGCGCAUCGACUUACGCAUCGUUUAGCCAAUUCGCGUGGCUUGCACGAUUGGGGACCGCCCGGAGCAACGCAUUGUCCUCCCAUCGACAACGUUUUCGGCCUUCAUUCGCCCCGAAUGAUCACCUAAAUUGAGCUAAAAACAUUUUUGGUGUGAUUUUUCUUGCAAAGUGAUCUUCAAAAUAUUGAAAAACUCUUGUUAAAUGUUCUGGAUAAAGACUUAUUUUUCGAAAAUCUUGAUGACAUUCAUACUAAAGGGCCAUAUAUUAACAUAGAUUCUCAAGUUAAACAUAUUAAUAAGUGUAAACGGAUAGUUAAGAACACAUGUUAUCAAGCACAGACUCAAGAGUUCACCAAUGAAUUAUUCUUGUAGACGAGAAAUUGAUGUGCAACAUCACAAAAAAUAGAUUGAGACAGAUAUUAGACAGAAAGUUGUCACAAAUAAUAAUUAAUUAGGUAUAAUGUUAGUGAUAGGAGACAUAGAAUUAAGAAUAAUGUAUG
Messenger RNA from Culicoides brevitarsis, 3384 nucleotides. It is a transcript of the gene sol, whose product is annotated as calpain-D. Gene Ontology annotation, molecular function: calcium-dependent cysteine-type endopeptidase activity. The coding region runs from base 155 to 3013 and encodes 952 amino acids. Gene Ontology annotation, cellular component: cytoplasm. NCBI's taxonomy places the organism in Eukaryota, Metazoa, Arthropoda, Insecta, Diptera, Ceratopogonidae. The transcript has 8 exons. The record is from RefSeq and is a predicted model, not a curated record. Gene Ontology annotation, biological process: proteolysis.